Saccharomycopsis crataegensis is the source of this 3963-nucleotide messenger RNA. RefSeq names its product Rho family guanine nucleotide exchange factor. Gene Ontology annotation, molecular function: guanyl-nucleotide exchange factor activity. Gene Ontology annotation, biological process: intracellular signal transduction. NCBI's taxonomy places the organism in Eukaryota, Fungi, Ascomycota, Saccharomycetes, Ascoideales, Saccharomycopsidaceae. The coding region runs from base 1 to 3963 and encodes 1320 amino acids. The transcript has a single exon. The record is from RefSeq and is a predicted model, not a curated record.
AUGUCUGGUCAAAAUUACGUACAGCGGCAGGAGACCUUCAAUGAUAUAUUCGGUGGUAGCAGGUUCGAGUCUUCUCCUUCCCGUGAACAGAAUCCUCGCUUGCCAAAUAAUGGCCGGUAUCACGAUCAAAAUAAGUUGGAUCUGUACAACCCAGGGGUUCAAUAUGAGAAUGUUCCUGUACAGCUUUUGCAAACGAAUCUUCCCGCUGACCAGAGACAAGGAUAUAGUCUUGAUCCAAAUAUAAAAAGCAAAAGGUCAUUCCCAGAAUUAGGCGGCCCCCAUAUGAGAUCUCAAGAACAACAGCACAUUUUUAGUAAUCAAAUGCCAACAUAUGCCAGCAAUGACAGACAAGUUUAUCCAAAUCAACAAGUUUCGCAGGCCCCACAAGCGCAAGUGCCUAGCUUGCCACCAUCUUUUGCUGGAAAUUUUCCUGUGGCUGGUAGUUCUUAUAAUGAAUUGCCUUACUCUCCUCAACAGCAAUCUCUGCAAUUAGGACCUCCUGGUCGACAAUAUCAACAGCAGACACUGCAACAGCAGCUGCUGCAACCAGAAUCAACACAACGGCAAUCCCUUGAAAGCGAUGAUGUGGUUGCGCCCCUCAAUUUUGGUCGCCGUGCAGUCAGUAGUGGCUAUCCCAUCAGCAACAAUAAUGGCAGAUCAAUGUCUCAGGGUAGUAUAAAUUAUCAGGAGCAACCUAGAACAAAAUCUUUAACCAAUGGUGUUUAUUCAAGCUUCAGAAGCCAAAAUGAUGGGUCCAUGAGUAGCAGAAACUUAAAUGGGAGAAUUAUACCACAGAAGCUAGACUUGUGGAAUAAUGGGAGUCAAAACAAUAUCUUCAAUACCAGUGGUAAUAUUAAUGGCCAAUCAACAGAUCAAUUUGGUAGUCAAACAAAUUUAAAUUCAAAAUCAAAAAGUAUCAAUGCAUUGAUGAGACCUUCGAGAUCGGCAUCAUCAAUGUCGUCUAGAACCCCAUCUCGAUCUCAAACUUCUGUGUCUAGCAGCAAGGCCUUUUUCGGGCCAAAAAGAGCUUAUAUAUAUCCUGCAAUGUUGUCCAAGGUCGCCAAAGAAUUUAGAGAACUCCUUACCUUGGGUGAACGGGAUAAAAAUGGCUUGACCUAUAGGGAUGCGUUCACUGGACAAGAAGCGAUCAAUGUCAUUUGUUUAAUUAUUAGAAAUAAUGAUCGUGGCUUGGCCCUUCUUUUAGGACGUGCUCUUGAUGCUCAGAAAUUUUUUCAUGACGUCACGUAUGAACACAGGCUAAGAGAUUCAAAACAAGAAGUGUAUCAAUUUAACGAAAUUUUGGAAGGCUUGCAAAGCUCAUCAAGACAAGACUCUUUUAGCUCAGCUUCACAAGCUACUCUUGUUGGUCAUAAUGGGUUAGAUUACGAAGAAUCAGUUGAAAUCCCUCAAGCGAAAAGCUCAGUUACUCAAGCGCCGGUUGAGGUUAAUGGGGUUUUCACAUUAUUGACAGAGUGUUACUCACCGACUUGUACUAGAGAAAAUUUGUGUUAUUCCAUUGCAUGUCCAAGGAGAUUUGAACAGCAGGCUAGAUUGAAUAUGAAACCUCAAGGUGGACUCAAGAGGAUUGAAAGUAAAAGCUCUGUGCAUGGUGAUGAAUCUUCAAAACUUUUGUGGUCAUACAGUGUUCCAAAAGAGAUCUUGGAAAGUGUUGAGGACAGAGAGAAAAAGAGACAGGAAGUUAUCUUUGAAACAAUUUAUACUGAAAGGGAUUUUGUCAAGGAUUUAGAAUAUAUUAAAGAUUUCUGGAUCAUCCCACUUAAAACCAAGAAUAUUAUUCCUGAAAGAGAACGUGAAUCGUUCAUUCGGAAAGUUUUUGGUGGUAUCAAUGAAAUUCUUAUGAUCAACAACAAAAUGGCCGAGGAAUUAACAGCAAGACAAAAGCAACAGCCAGUGGUAUCUCAAAUCGGUGAUAUUUUUAUAAACUUCAUCCCAAGAUUCCAUCCAUUUGUUAAGUAUGCCGCUAAUAGGAUUUUCGGGAAGUAUGAAUUCGAAAGACAAAAACAAACCAAUCCAGCGUUUUCCAAGUUCGUUGCAGAGACUGAAAGAUUGAAGGAAUCAAGAAGAUUGGAUUUGUCGUCCUUUUUGUCCAAGCCAACUUCAAGACCGGCAAGAUAUCCAUUAUUGUUGGGACAAGUUUUGAAAAGAACCAAAGACGAUAAUCCAGAUAAAAAGAAUAUUAAAAAGGCUAUUGAAAUGUUGGAGAAAUUGUUGGCAAAGAUUAAUAAGGAAACAGGUUAUGCUAGUGAUAAAUAUCAAUUGGCAAUCUUGAAACAACAGUUGGUUUUCAAACCUGGUGAGUUUGUGGAUUUGAAGUUGACUGAUGAGCAAAGAAGAAUAUUGUAUAAUGGAAACUUAUCCAGGCGUAACAAUGACGACAUUCAAGUUUAUUUGUUGGACAAUACUUUGUUGUUUGUUAAAAUAAAGCAAGUCAACAAGAGGGAGCAGCACAAAGUGUUCCAAAGACCAAUCCCAGUCCAAUUGCUUUAUGUCAGCAUGACUGAAGAACCAAUGAAUCUUAGAGAAAUUGUUGCCAAAGAAACUACUUCUCAUUCUUUUGCCUUGACGCGUACCAAUACUAAUGCUAGUUUGCUUUUUGGAAAUAGUAGCACUUUUAUUGCUGAGAGUACGGCAGGCAGCUCCACGGCUGUUAACAAUGCCAACUCUGGCACUUCAUUGCCUUUAACCGACUCUAAGAACAACUCUAGUGCCAGUAUUAUUGGUGGAAGAUCCAACACUUUGAAGAUUGACUUAUCUUCCAAUAACUCCACUUUGAAAUAUCCACUUUCAUUUGUGUAUAUCGGAAGAAGAGGUUAUGAUAUGACUUUAUACUCGCAGAAUUUCCAAACACAAAGAGCAUUGUAUGAAGCGGUGGAACAACAGCAAACUAAAUUAAAGAAGUUGAAUGAUAUUUUCACAUUAAACCCAUUGACUGAAAGAUUUUUCAAUCAUCAAACUAACAGAAUUAAUUGUGCUAUUCCAUUUUAUGGUGGAAGAAGAUUGGUUUGUGGUACUGAUUCGGGGAUUUAUGUUUCGACCAUUAGAAUGUGUGUUUCUGAUAACGGACAAUCCAGAGUGGUUUCCAAUCCAAUCAAUGUGAUUGAUAAACCAAACGUUACCCAAAUUGAGGUGUUGGAUGACUACCAAACUUUGAUUGCAAUUUGUGAUAAAAAGUUAUAUUGUUGGCCAUUGGAUGUUUUGGAAUCUUUUAAUGCCAAAGAAAACUCUAAAAAGGGUAAAGAAUUGUUAACACAUGUCUCAUUUUUCAGGGUCGGGGUCAUAAAUGGGAAAAGACUAGUGUGCGCUGCUAAAAACGGCUCUUCUCACUCCAUCAAAAUUUUUGAGCCAAUUGACCCAAGAAAAAAGAUUGCCAAGAAGAAGUUUAAGAGCGAGUCGAAGGAAAUGCCAUUUAAUUCUGAAAUUGUUUCUAUUUCAUUUUUGAAGUCCAAGUUGUGUAUUGUCGGUUGUACCAGAGGUUUCCAAGUUGUAUCAAUUGAGCAAGGCUCAAUGGAACAAUUAUUGGAUCCUGCAGACACUUCGUUGGAUUUUGUCACGAGAAGAGAAGGAUUGAAACCAAUUGCGAUUUACAAGUUGAAUUCCGAUUAUUUGUUGUCGUAUUCCGAAUUUUCUUUCUUUGUUGAUGUCAAUGGUUGGAGAUCUCGCCCUACCUGGAUUAUUCAUUGGGAAGGUUUGCCACAAUCAUUUGCUCUUUGGUAUCCUUAUUUGUUAUCUUUCGACAACAACUUUAUUGAAAUUAGAGAUUGCAACACCAGUGAAUUGUUGAGAAUUAUUACUGGAGAAGGUAUUAGGUUAUUACAUGCUAGUUCUCAGGAGAUUUUAUAUGCCUACGUUGAUAGUAAUGGAUACGAUGUGGUUGCCUCAUUAGAUUUCUGGGAAAAGGCAAAUAAGAAUUCUUAUCCAGCUGCAACAAUUUCGGAAUUUUAA